Ilyonectria robusta is the source of this 1671-nucleotide messenger RNA. RefSeq lists its product as uncharacterized. The transcript is spliced from 6 exons. The record is from RefSeq and is a predicted model, not a curated record. Bases 1 to 1671 code for a protein of 556 amino acids. Lineage: Eukaryota; Fungi; Ascomycota; Sordariomycetes; Hypocreales; Nectriaceae.
AUGCACAUCUCAUUGUUGUUCGUUACACCGCUCGUGCUGCUCAGUCAGCUGGUGUCUGCUCAGGACGCCCUCGAGAAAAUUUGUGACGAUCUCCCUGGCAUUGAUGAUUGCACAGGCACAGUGACAAUCCCUGUGAAAGCCAAGUUGAAGUAUUGCCCUAAGAUGAUCACUUCUAUUGAUCCUUGCAAGACUAAAGCAACGUUCAAAUAUCCUUGCCCAACAUGGAAGGAGCCGACCAAACUCUGCGAAGGUUCCACUUGUGUGCCCGGCACAGUUGAAAAAUCGGUCAACGUCCCAUGCGGAAUCAGCAUCGAGACGAAAAAAGUCUCCCUCUGCCAAUCUGUCCGUGACAGCUUGGGCAAUACUGGGUCCAACUUUAUUAACAAGGCCGGUGCUAUGUGCAAUUGCAUCCUCAAAGUUCUCAGCUUGAUUAAAGCCGGGAUCUACCAUACCCUGUUUUCGGCUGGCGGCUCCUUAGAUGUCGACUCUUCAUUGGUUACUGAGAUGAUUCAAUUGCAAAAUUGUGUUCUUGAUGAGGACCUUGGUAUCUACGAUAACCGAGAUGAAGUGUAUGCCAACGAGCUCACAUCCAAGGACGGCUGGACCGUCCUUCACGCAGCUGAGAUCACUUUGGCUACCUACGCCGAGUUAGUCCUAGCUGUCUCCCCUUGUCUCACCGGGGUCGCUUGCAAUCCGACCGCUGUUGCCAAUUUCUUCAUCAGAUAUGUCAAAGCCUCGGCAAUUACCUUGGGCCUCCAACUAGCAAAAAUCCUUUACGGAUGGAAUGAGAUGUUUGGAAAAAUCAAGAACAAGGUCACGGCAAUUACAGACUCAGCUGAGAGUCUAAAGAAGCAUCUCGCUCCCGUUCCUGGCAAAGUCCAGACAACCAAGAAAAAGAUUUGUCUGAACAAUCUAUGCACUGGACCUGGAGUUUCGGCUUUUCUGAAGAAAGUUUCCAAAGCCCUUACCGCGGCACAAUCUCUGCAGCACAUCCGAGAGGCGGCCGACAUUGCAGCAAAAGCUGCCCCAGAGAUGAUCAGCGUGGUGGACAAGACCAUCGGAGUAGCGAAAAAGGUUCCAGGUUCGAGCUUCUUCACUGACCUCAUCAAAAGCGGCUCCUUGACGAAAGUCGAAGAUAUGCUGGAAUCCUUCCAGAUUGUCAAAGACCUGCCCGACUCGGUCGCAGAACUUGAAGAUAUCAUUGCUCCCGUUGAAGGACUUGUUUCCAGUUACGAAGCCCUCGCGACAAGUACCUUGGCAGCUGUCGAAUCUGUCGUUUCUUUCACCUGGGAUGCGCACGCAAAAGAGCUCAAGAAAGAUUCUUCGGGCAAGUUGCAGAAAGGAUUGAUUGAGAUGCAGAAAACAUUCAAAACGGAACUACUUCCGCCCCUUCGUGAAUUGAAGGUGGACAUCAAUGACUUGAAAGACGUCUUGGCUACCUCACCCAUUAAGAAAGGCAGCUUCAAGUUCAAGGCUGGUGUAGUCGACUACCAACGGUGGACCACUCUUUCGAUGGACGCGCCAUGCGCUAAGCAGAGCAAAUCCAACUUUGAGAUCGGUGGAUAUAAGACCUCUUUUUCCUAUCCGAAGUUUUAUAGCUGCGAGUACGGACCCCAGGACAUCCCGUGGCCCAAUCACUAUGUUCCUUACAUCAAGUUUAAAUCUGGUUAG